This is a messenger RNA of Hemibagrus wyckioides, 1207 nucleotides long. RefSeq names its product homeobox protein goosecoid-2. The transcript has 3 exons. Gene Ontology annotation, biological process: regulation of transcription by RNA polymerase II. Bases 614 to 1207 code for a protein of 197 amino acids. The record is from RefSeq and is a predicted model, not a curated record. Lineage: Eukaryota; Metazoa; Chordata; Actinopteri; Siluriformes; Bagridae. Gene Ontology annotation, molecular function: RNA polymerase II cis-regulatory region sequence-specific DNA binding; DNA-binding transcription factor activity, RNA polymerase II-specific. Gene Ontology annotation, cellular component: nucleus.
GAUGCUGCGUUUCGGUGAUAAGGUGUGCUCAAGCGACUCGGUUAUGCCUCUCCUAACCCAUGCACAGGUGAUGUUUAACAUCUUGCACUUUAGGCCACGGACCAGGUAAAUCACGCCAAGGGUUUGUCACACACACACAUACACACACUAACCUGAGUUUAUCUCAUUGAAGCACCGUGGUCACUUCUGACGCCCGUUAUAGCCUCAACGAAUCAAAGCUUCUAAUGCCAGACAAUUUAUCUUUCUUCUAAAACCACAACAAGAAGGAUUUCUCAGGGCCUCUGCACCUCUCAUUUGAUACAGUGAAAUCUGAUUUCAUUUCGGGCCAAAGCCAGAUUAGCUGAAUCUCCUGUUCUCUCUAACACCUUCACAAAACUGGCCAGAUUAGAUGGGAUUUUUUUUUUUCUUCAGCCACUUUAUACUUUUUUUGUGCUUUCUGUAUAGGGGGAUUAUGUUUUGUUUCCUUUCUUUAAUCUAUCGAGUAAAUGGGGGUUUGACACGAAGCACAAGGAGCAGAGAGAGAGAGAGAGAGAGAGAGAGAGAGGAAAAAAGAUUCAGUUCUAUAUGAAAGUCUGCUUCUUUGGAGUCCCAGAGCAGAGGAGCUCAGCAGACCAUGGAGAUGGGAGAAGAAGCUCACGUAGAGAAGAAGACGUUCGCCUUCAGCAUUGACAGCAUCCUGAGCAGGACGUUCGAGAGAAGUGACGAGAGCAAAGCCGGCACAGCUUCCGACUCACAACUCUCCACUAAAGAUGGUCCAGAUCUGGAGUCAGGAGCGACUACAAAUCCCGUGGAGCCUCUUCAUCAUGUCUGUGUGUGCUGCUGUUACUGCUCCCACUGUGGAGAGAUGCUCCAGGCUGAUUACCUGCCUGCUAUGUCCUGUCAGUUUGCAUGGAACAAGAGAGCGCUGACCGAACCAAGCCUGACAGAAGGUCAGAGGAGAGAAAGCUUCGGUCAGAUCCAGAAGCGGAUCCGGCGUCACCGCACCAUCUUCACCGAGGAGCAGCUGGACGCUCUGGAGGAGCUGUUUGUACAGAACCAGUAUCCGGACAUACACACCCGCGAGCAGCUUGCUGAGAGGACUCACCUGAGAGAGGAGAGGGUCGAGGUGUGGUUCAAGAACCGCCGAGCGAAGUGGCGAAGACAGAAGAGACUACAGUUUAGUCUCCAUGGGCAAGAUGAAUGGAAAAAUGUCCUGCAUGGUGACUGA